Daldinia vernicosa is the source of this 2341-nucleotide messenger RNA. RefSeq names its product FAD binding domain-containing protein. The coding region runs from base 470 to 2182 and encodes 570 amino acids. The record is from RefSeq and is a predicted model, not a curated record. Gene Ontology annotation, molecular function: oxidoreductase activity, acting on the CH-CH group of donors. Lineage: Eukaryota; Fungi; Ascomycota; Sordariomycetes; Xylariales; Hypoxylaceae. The transcript is spliced from 2 exons.
GUUGAAGAAACAAAUUGAAUAAAAUACAAAAAGGCAACUAAUGCUCAGCAUGCUCACGGAACUCAUUACAUAAUGCGGAUUUACUACCAUCAGACGACUAUAGCGUAUGAUUUGUACGUUGUAAAAAGAAAUUGUACCACGGAAAUGACAAUAGUCAUGCGAUGGAAUAAGAAAUUCUAGUGAAGCCUCGGUAGCAGGUGGGAGGGGAACCACGCGACGGUACACGCGGCGGUAGGUACCGCAGCAGCAGCAGCAGGAGGACGAACCAACCCCGCUGUGCGAUUUACGGCUUUAACUUGGUUAACAAGGUUUCAUAUUCCCUUAUUCACGCUUACGCAAAGACCCAAGACGUAAUUUACAAACGUUCUUUCUACUCAAUUCACUUUGCCCAAAAAAAAAAUGAAUUCGUAAUCAUCUUGGUCCUUACUUAUUUAAACAUAAACCAAAAAGUAGAAACGCGAUAGACGCAAUGGCGAGCAUAGAUGACGCUGGCAAGCAGACAGCCCCGGUUAUCAUCGUGGGCGGCGGUUUAGCGGGGUUGGUAGCUGCUUUCGAGUUAUCACAGCGCGGCGUGCGGACGUUAAUUGUGGACCAAGAAGGGGAGCAGAACCUCGGUGGGCAGGCAUUCUGGUCGCUGGGCGGAAUCUUCUGCGUCGACUCGACGGAACAAAGACGGCUUGGCAUUAAAGAUAGCCGGAAGCUCGCCAUGCGCGAUUGGCUCGGAUCAGCACGCUUCGAUCGUCCUGAUGAUGAGGAUAUCUGGCCGCGCCGCUGGGCCGAGGCCUUUGUCGACUUCGCUACGGAUGGGAUGGAGAAGUAUCUCAAGGACCGCGGUGCUGGGUUCCUCUCUAUGGUGAGUUGGGCCGAGCGCGGCGACGGUACGGCAGAUGGUCAUGGAAACUCGGUCCCGCGGUUCCACAUUACCUGGGGCGCCGGGCCCGAAGUUGUGCGCGUGUUUGCCGAGCCCGUCCAAGAGGCGGCGAAAAAAGGUAUUGUGGAGUUUAAGUUUAGACAUAGGGUAGAUGAAUUACUUGUCGAUGAAAACGGGAGAGCAUCCGGAGUCCGAGGACGUAUUCUUGAGCAAGACCCGUCGCCUCGAGGAGUCAAGACGUCGAGGGAAGAAGUAGGUGACUUUGAGCUCCAUGGCGCGGCGGUAAUUGUUUCCUCUGGAGGCAUCGGAGGCAACGUGGAAGCGGUAAAGAAAGCAUGGCCCGUAGAUCGUCUUGGGCCAAAGGUACCGCAGAAUUUCGUCAUUGGCGUUCCCGCGCACGUUGAUGGCCGGAUGGUGGGAAUUGCGGAGUCGGCUGGCGCCAACUUCAUCAAUCGCGACAGGAUGUGGCAUUACACUGAGGGCCUACAGAACUGGAAUCCAAUCUGGCCAGAUCACGGAAUCCGUGUCCUGCCGGCACCAUCGUCACUCUGGCUAGAUGCAACCGGGAAAAGGCUUCCGCCAUUCCUAUACCCCGGAUGUGACACAUUAGCAACACUCAAGUACAUAUGCAGUACGGGCUACGACUACACUUGGUUUAUUCUCGACCAAUCCAUCAUCGCCCGCGAAUUUGCAUUAUCAGGCUCAGAACAGAACCCCGACCUGACAGAGAAGAGCAUCUGGCAACUCCUCAAAAACCGGGUCUUUAGCUCUAAGGGCACGGUGCCCGUCCAGAACUUCCAAAAGUUCGGGAAGGACUUCGUCGUGCGCGACAACCUCGAGGACCUAGUCGCUGGCAUGAAUGAGAUUGCUAAAUCCGUCGGCGGGCCAAUACUCGACCCUAAGGCUAUCCGGGAAGUCGUCGAGACGCGCGACGACCAGUUCGUCAACAGCUACUGCAAGGAUGCGCAGGCGAUGGCCAUCCGCAACGGCCGCAACUACUGGCCUGAUACCCGCCGCGUAGCGGCACCCCACCAGAUCCUAGAUCCGAAGCACGGCCCGCUGAUCGCCGUCCACAUGAACCUCCUAACGCGCAAGACGCUUGGCGGACUCGAGACGAAUUUAGAAAGCAAUGUUAUGAAGGCAAACGGCGAGAAGUUCCCUGGUCUCUACGCAGCGGGCGAGGCGGCCGGGUUCGGCGGCGGCGGAGUUCACGGGUACAACUCGCUCGAGGGCACGUUCCUCGGCGGGUGUAUUUUCUCGGGCAGGGCAGCGGGGAGGGCGAUUUCCGAUGAGAUUCUUGGGCCUGCUUGAGAGUAGGUAGUAGUCCCGGGUUUGAAGUGUAAAUUGCGAUGUAUACUAUUUUAGGUACGGAGUGCCAGUGAUGUAACAUGGGAUGGUUGUUCUUACGGGCGAAUAAAUUAAAUAAAAAAUUAUAUAAUUAAAAUCGGGCCUUGCGAGCAGUAGUAGGGG